UCCCCCUCUGACUGAGGGUGGUCAAGUUGACUCGCCCUGCAACAUGGCAGUAACGUGCUUUCAGUGGAGAGCAGUAAACAAUCCACAAUAGCAUGAAGAAAACGAAUCGUCCCGAGUCUGUCUUCAGGAAUAAUCUGCUGUUUGAAGCUUCGGUGUAAUUUAUUGCAGCUUUGCGGUUCAUGCGCAUUUAAACGCAUGGACUGGAUGUCCUGAUGAUUGAGUGAGCGCACUUGAUGGCACACAAAAGCUAAAGUUAUUUCGAGUGGUUUUGACCUGUGAUCAGCUGAACAGUGAUGCUCUUUAAGUGACAUCGCUGCUAUUCCUCUGCAAACAAAAAUUCGGAUCGGUCUGACGUCCCUGCUUCGGAACUAAAAAGCUUCGCUGUCAGAGAUGGACGGCAUCGGGAACACCAUGCAGAAGAAGGCUGCUGAGCUGGAGCGCAUGGCCGAAGUCCUCGUUACUGGAGAACAAUUACGGCUACGGCUCCAUGAGGCUAAGUUGAUCAAAGACAGGAGGCAUCAUCUCCGGACCUACCCAAACUGCUUUGUGGCCAAGGAGAUCAUUGAUUGGCUAAUUGAGCACAAAGAAACAUCUGACAGAGAUACUGCCAUCAAGAUCAUGCAGAAACUUCUUGACCAGAGCAUCCUUCACCAUGUUUGUGAUGAGCACAAGGAGUUCAAAGAUAUGAAGCUGUUCUACCGUUUCAGGAAGGACGACGGAACCUUUCCAUUGGACUGUGAAGCCAAAGUUUUUAUGAGAGGCCAACGGAUAUAUGAGAAGUUGAUGAACACUGAAAACACCCUGCUGCAGACGCGUGAAGAGGAGGGUGUGACGUAUGAGCGGACGCUGGUGGCCUUAGAGUUUAUAGACUGGCUCCUGCAGGAAGGUGAAAUGCCCACCAGACAGGAGGCUGAGCAUUUGGGACGCAGACUGCUGGAGCAUGGCAUCAUUCAGCAUGUUUCUAACAAGCACCAUUUUGUGGAUGGCGGACUGCUUUACCAAUUCAGGAUGAAUUUCCGGCGGCGGCGGCGACUGAUAGAGCUUUUGAAUGAGCGCUGUCGCAGCAUACCGGAGAACCAUGACAGCCCUUUCUGUCUACGCAAACAGGGCUCUGAGGGGGGAAACACCAGCUUCCUUUCAGUGAGCCCCACUAAAGAGAUAAAAGUGGUGUCUGCGGUACGGCGGAGCAGUAUGAGCAGUAGUUGUGGCAGCAAUGGUUACUAUAGCAGCAGCCCCACACUCAGCAGCAGCCCUCCUGUGCUCUGCAACCCAAAGUCUGUGCUGAAGAGACAAGUGAGCCCAGAGGAACUUCAGGCUCCUGGUGGACUUUACAUAAAGAAGACAUUCACAAUUGUGGGAGAUGCAGUGGGCUGGGGAUUCGUGGUGAGAGGAAGUAAACCCUGCUACAUCCAGGCAGUGGACCCUGGCGGACCCGCUGCAGCAGUGGGAAUGAAGGUGUGUCAGUUUUUGGUGGCGGUUAAUGGAAUGAAUGUGCUGAAUCUGGACUACAGGACUGUCAGCAACCUCAUCCUCACUGGCCCCAGUACAGUGUUCAUGGAGGUUAUGGAGGAAGCAGAAUACUGAAGACGAGCUCACAACAGCUCUUUAGUCUUUCUGUUCUUCUCAAUCUCUUUUCUCUUUGCUGGAUUUUCUUCAGUGGGUCAACUUUCUUCAGUUUAGGGGCAGCUGUGGCCUAUUGGUUAGAGAAUUGGACUUGUAACCAGAAGGUUGCAGGUUCGAGUCUCAGCGCUGGCAGGAGUUGUAGGUGGGAGGGAGUGAAUGAACAGCGCUCUCUUCCACCCUCAAUACCCAUGGCUGAAGUGCCCUUGAGCAAGGCACUGAACCCCCACUUGCUCCCCGGGCGCUGGAUAUAACUGCCCACUGCUCCAGGUGUGUGUUCACGGUGUGUUCACUUCUCACUGCUGUGUGUGUGCACUUGGAUGGGUAAAAUGCAGAGCACCAAUUUCGAGUAUGGGUUACCAAAAUGUCACGACUUUCACUUUCACUUUUCACUUUCACUUUUAAUGUUCGGUUCAAUGGAAUGUACAGAGAAGUGAACUCUUGAUUCCGUUCAUCAUUUCGAUUCAAAUCAUUAGCUUAAAGAGCAUGACACUCUUCCAUGCUUUGAAAUCUGUGCCUCCUAUCGGCUCCUCAUUGACUGUUACGGGUCCAUGACAGUUAAGACUGUAACUGGACAGAUUAUAUGGGAAAAGCAGCUGCCAGAUAUAAUUUUUAUCUGAACCGAAGUAUUUAAAACACUCUUGGUAGGUUUGCAGAACCAGUGAAAAAACUAAUAUAUGUGUGCCAUUCAGGUGAGUGCACAAUUCAGGGCUCUUUUACGACUGUUUCAUUAUUUAGAGUUUAGGCUGUGAGAUUUGGAGAGUAAAGGAAUACCACAUUGUAUCAGGUUUUUUUUUUGUUUAUUUGACUUUGGUAAAUUAAUGGCAUCACAUUGUGUGGUUAGUUUUAAAUAACCGUUUUAUAAUCCCUGUCAUGCUUGCCGGGACUUAGUAAAAUAAUAUAUACUGACAUAAAUGCAGGGGACAGCCAACAACAACACUUACGGACUUUUAAGUGAAUCUUGAGAGUGAAUGUUUAAAAAGCUACGCACAUCAGAAAUUUGCUGUUGUACUAUAACUCAUGUCUUGUUUUAAAAGUUUAUUGUGAAAUUAGUUUAAAGGUUCUGUCUUUUGUCUCAGUGCCAUCAAAAAGGCAAGUAGUUACCUGUAUAAUGCUAAUAUUAUAUGACAUCAUUGAAAAUUUCAUUUUAUAAAAGAGUUACGGCAGAAAUGUUGUAUACUUUACAAAAGUUUGAGAACGCAGACAAUUUAAUAAUGUGCAUUAUUAUUCCAAUUGUGAUUUUAUUCAGGUAAGUUGCUAUUGACUUUAACUAACCAGCUUAGUGAUUAUCUUCAAACCUUUAAACUCUCGGUCCACUUUAACAGAGGUUGAUAUGAAAGAGAAAAGUGGCUUAAAAAAUGCUAAUUAUGAAUUGUGGUCACAGUCAGAGACAUUUCGGAACACAACAAUGCUCAAAACAGAGUUGUGUGUCUAUAUGAGUCUGCUUUCAUGUACUUGCAUAGAGUAUUUUUACUUACUGUUUUAACUUUUAAACUUACUGCCAUGGAAAAUUUAGAAAUGUCAUGUAGUGUUCAUAGAGUAAAUCAGUCGAUAAGACAACAGUCUAUGGAUUCACUCACCAAAUUAUGUAACUAGUUUAAGAAAUACAUUUGUAAUUCUAUCUAAGGAUUUAUUAGAGAAAUUGGAAAUAUACAGUAGUGCUGUAUAUGCAAACUCCUAUAUGCACGUGUAUUGUACAAAGCAGGCAUCUGUGUAAGAAUGAAGACAUGUCAUGACAAAACACGUUUAUUAUGUGCUCAUCUUCCACGAAAUCCUCUGUGGGAUUUUUUUUUUUUUUUUUUUUUUUUGCAGGUUGCUUAUUGUGCAAUUGUACUCAUUUGUAUCAAUGAGAAUGACAAACAAGUCACAUGAUCUUUUGUUUUUAAUGAUAGUAAGCUAGAAUCUUUUGCCUUAAUGAUAUGUAUUGUGCUGCUAAUUUUCACGGAUGAACACGUAAAAUCAUUAAUGGUAAAGUCCUCUUUUAAAGACAGUAUGGGGGUGAAAAUGACAAUCAGCAUUAAGGUAGUCUGUUAAAUACUGGGCCAGAUAUGUGCCACAUCUUCCUCACUGCCGGAAGUCUGAGCUAAUCUAAUAUUCAUAUAGUUCUUCUGUUCUGAAAUAAAAUAAAAAUGAGAGUUUCAUCCAAAACUGGAGUUCAGUGCAGCUGAGUGCAAUGCACAUGUGUCUGUUUAAAGGGAUAGGUCACCAAAAAAAUAAAAAAAAAUAAAAAAUAAAAUCUGUCAUUUACUCACCCUCGAGUUGUUCCAAACCUGUAUGGGUUUCUUUCUUCUGCUGAACACAAAAUAAGAUAUUUUGAAGAAUGUUGGUAACCAAACAGUAGCCUGACAUCUGUAGUAAUCGAAUGGCUAAAGGAAACUGUUUAUUGUUGUUAAAGGAAAUUGUUUAUUAAACGCUUUGAUUUAAACAUUU
Messenger RNA from Cyprinus carpio (common carp), 4050 nucleotides. Its product is annotated as DEP domain containing MTOR interacting protein. NCBI's taxonomy places the organism in Eukaryota, Metazoa, Chordata, Actinopteri, Cypriniformes, Cyprinidae. The record is from RefSeq and is a predicted model, not a curated record. Gene Ontology annotation, molecular function: protein binding. Gene Ontology annotation, biological process: intracellular signal transduction; negative regulation of TOR signaling.